Molecule: messenger RNA, 417 nt
Organism: Oldenlandia corymbosa var. corymbosa
Lineage: Eukaryota; Viridiplantae; Streptophyta; Magnoliopsida; Gentianales; Rubiaceae
Source: the annotation of a GenBank genome assembly
AUGUACAAUCUACGUUAUUAUCAUCCCAAUUUCUUGAAGAAUCUUUCUUUGCUGCGACUGCAAGAUUGUUACUUUCGCGAUCCAAUGGGACUACUAGAGAAGCUUCCCAACUUAGAAAGACUAUUCUUCAGGUGCAGUUUUUAUGCAGACGGUAUUAUCUAUUGCCAGAAGACAGGAUUUCCUCGGCUCCGAUACUUUUCACUCGAGGGUGCAUUUUAUUUGAAGAAGUGGGAAAUGGAAGAAGGAGGGAUGCCUAAUCUUAACUGCCUCAAGAUUAGGAUGUGUCGGGAUCUGAAAAGGGUUCCAUUUGUUCCUUCCCUCAAAGAAGUAGUGAUUGAAGGGAUGAGUUUGGAAGUGAGGAAUUGGAUGAUUCAGAACAGAUUUCACCGUGUCGAGUCCGUUGUAGUUAAGGACUAA